Messenger RNA from Rhododendron vialii, 770 nucleotides. RefSeq names its product late embryogenesis abundant protein Dc3-like. The transcript has 2 exons. The record is from RefSeq and is a predicted model, not a curated record. Bases 111 to 527 code for a protein of 138 amino acids. Lineage: Eukaryota; Viridiplantae; Streptophyta; Magnoliopsida; Ericales; Ericaceae.
AAACCAUCUACUCACAAUAUUUCCAUAGAUUUUCCACAUAAACUCUCUCUCUCUCUCUCUCAUCACUUUUUCCCUAGGAGGAAUUUCAGCUGUAACAGAAGUUUGCAAAAAUGGCAACUGAGGAUCAGAAGUACAACGCCGGUGAAACCCAGGGCCAGGCUGAGGAGAAGACGGGGAGCAUAACAGACAACAUGAAGCAAAAGGCCCAGGAAACCAAGGAGAAGGCCUCCCAGACUACCCAAACCGCAAAAGACGGCACCACCGAGUCCAAGAACCAAACCGGCAGUAAGAUCUCCGAAAAAACCGGUGCGGUCAAGGACAAGGCGUCGGGGGUGGUCCAGUCGACCAAGGACUCGGCCCAAGCGGGGAAAGACAAGACCGCGGGCACCAUCGGAGAGAAGGUGGAUCAAGUCAAAAGCGCGGCGGCAGGCGCGAAGGAGGCCGUGAAACAGGCCUUCGGCAAGGGUACCAAGGAUAAGGAGGAGGAUCCUAAAGAAGACAAUGCCGAGAAGGACGACAACAAUUAGUUUUUCUGAAAAUUUGGAAGUCAUGUUUUCUUGAUUAUUGGUGGUGGUGUUGUGCUUGUUUUUUAAUUUGUGUUUUGUAUUAAUUUGGUAUUUGGUUUAGUAUGGUUUGUUGGAUGUCUUUGGUUAAUUCGAGUUGCCUUAUGUUUGAGGUGAUUCAUUUUCUCUUAUUUGAGGAGGUUCAUGUUUGAACCCUAAUUACUAUGUACUUUAUAUAUAUGUGUGUGAAUAAAACAUCUAUUGCUA